Recurvomyces mirabilis is the source of this 804-nucleotide messenger RNA. RefSeq lists its product as uncharacterized. The coding region runs from base 1 to 804 and encodes 267 amino acids. NCBI's taxonomy places the organism in Eukaryota, Fungi, Ascomycota, Dothideomycetes, Mycosphaerellales, Teratosphaeriaceae. Gene Ontology annotation, cellular component: ubiquitin ligase complex; cytoplasm. The transcript is spliced from 3 exons. The record is from RefSeq and is a predicted model, not a curated record. Gene Ontology annotation, molecular function: zinc ion binding; ubiquitin protein ligase activity; ubiquitin conjugating enzyme binding. Gene Ontology annotation, biological process: ubiquitin-dependent protein catabolic process; positive regulation of proteasomal ubiquitin-dependent protein catabolic process; protein polyubiquitination.
AUGGCUCCAGCUGCAAAGCGACGCAAGAUCGAAGCCGUUACUAAAUACCUCUGCUUCAGCUGCGAUGCCGAACGCACGAGUAAGCAGUUCCCGGAUUACAAUCCAAGCACAGACUGCGAUCAUCUUAUCAACACCUGCAAGACUUGCUUGAAGAAAUGGGUUCAGACGCAAGUUGACAGCUCGAACUACGCCACAGGCGACGAAGGAGGCAAAGUGUUCGGGAUCAGAUGCCCGCAAUGUGUGGCGAUCAUGAAGGACGAUGAUUUGGAGGAAGUCACGACUAAGAAGGUGUAUAAGGAAUUCGAAGAGGCCGAACGCAAGCAUAUCAUCGACAACACGCCAGGUUGGAGAUGGUGCAUGGCUCCCGACUGUCGAGCAGGCCACGUGCACGAGAGCAAGACCUCGUCACCGAACAAGCCUGAGGAGCCCGAACAACCGAAGAGGAAAGGUCGCGGCAAGCAGAAGCCAGCCGAUCGACCAGCUGAGAAGCCUAUCGCAGACGACAUCUUCGAAUGCAAGGAAUGCGGUGCGAAAGCCUGCGUGACUUGCGAUCGUCCAUGGCAUGAAGGCGAGAGCUGUGAGGCGUAUCAAGCUCGCGUCAAGGAUCGAAUCGAUGAGGAAGAUCUGUCCCUGCAGAAGAUCAAGCGGUUGACGAAGCCGUGUCCGGGUUGUAAGAAGGCUAUCGAGAAGGAUGGUGGAUGUUCGGCUAUGUUCUGUACGAGGUGCAGUAUUGGUUUCUGUUGGAACUGUCUGGGCAAGUACGAUGAGCGUGGGUGGUGCAAGUGCUAUGGGCCCAAGCAGUAG